GCCGGGCGCGUCCCGGGGCCGGGCAGCCACCCGGGCGGUAGAGGCGGGAGUCGUUCUGGGCGUUGGGCGGCGCCGGGCGCACGGAACCGGGCCUCUCUCUAGUGGUCGGCGCCCCGGGGCGGAGCGAGCGCGAUGGGCGCCGGGCUGGAGGCAGGUGGCGCAGCGGCGGCGGGGCGCGGGAGGCGGGGGCGGAGCGCGCGGGGCGGGGGCCGCGGGGCUCCGUGAGACGCGCGGGCGAGCGCGCGGCAGCAGAGCCAAAGGCACGGCGGGUGGACCCGGCGGCCGCCGAGGCCGAAACCGCCCGGGCGGCGUGCGCGCUUUGUUCCCGCGCUGGGGGCCGAGCGCACUAGGCAUGGCCCAGGCGGCCGCCCCGCGCGCCCAGACCCCGCCGCGCGCCUGAGCCCCUCGCGGCGCGAGAAGACAGCGUGCGGAUCGCCCCCAAGUUAUGGAGGUGGCGACCGAGUGAGAAGGAAAAGCCACUUCGGGAACCGGGUUGCGAGAGAGCGACGGUCCGCUGGAGCUCCAGACCCUGACAGGAAGGAGAAGGCUGCAGCAAUGCCAGACUCUCCGGCUGAAGUGAAGACGCAACCCCGGUCCACACCCCCCAGCAUGCCACCCCCACCUCCCACUGCAUCCCAGGGAGCCACACGACCACCCUCCUUCACACCUCACACACAUGGAGAGGAUGGACCUGCGACGUCUCUGCCCCAUGGCCGUUUCCACGGCUGCUUAAAGUGGUCCAUGGUCUGUCUCUUGAUGAACGGCAGCAGCCACUCACCUACGGCCAUCCAUGGUGCCCCAUCUACACCCAAUGGCUUCAGUAAUGGCCCAGCCACCUCAUCUACUGCCUCGCUGUCCACACAACACCUGCCCCCUGCAUGUGGGGCACGGCAGCUCAGCAAGCUCAAGCGUUUCCUCACCACCCUGCAGCAGUUUGGCAGUGACAUCUCGCCUGAGAUUGGGGAGCGUGUGCGCACACUGGUACUGGGGCUAGUGAACUCAACUCUGACAAUCGAAGAAUUUCAUUCCAAGCUCCAAGAAGCCACCAACUUCCCACUGCGGCCAUUCGUCAUCCCCUUUCUGAAGGCUAAUCUUCCACUGCUGCAGCGGGAGCUCCUGCACUGUGCCCGCCUGGCCAAGCAGACGCCUGCCCAGUACCUGGCCCAGCAUGAACAACUGCUUCUGGAUGCCAGUGCCACCUCCCCGGUCGACUCUUCUGAGCUCCUGCUGGAAGUCAACGAAAACGGCAAGAGGAGAACACCUGACAGGACCAAAGAGAAUGGGUCAGACCGAGACCCUCUGCACCCCGACCACCUCAGUAAGCGGUCCUGCACCCUGAGCCCUGCCCAGCGCUGCAGUCCCAGCAAUGGGUUGCCCCACCCUACACCACCCCCGCCCCCACACUAUCGCCUCGAGGACAUGGCCAUGGCCCACCACUUCCGGGACUCCUACCGACACUCUGACCCCCGAGAACUGCGGGAGCGCCAUCGGUCCCUUGCCAUGACUGGGUCUCGACAAGAAGAAGUGAUUGACCAUAGGCUCACAGAACGUGAGUGGGCAGAAGAGUGGAAACACCUCAACAGUGUGAGUGUCCAGCUCCUGAACUGCAUCAUGGAUAUGGUGGAGAAGACCCGACGAUCCCUCACUGUGCUGCGCCGGUGCCAGGAGGCUGACCGUGAAGAACUCAACCACUGGAUCCGGUGCUACAGUGACUCUGAGGAAGGGAAGAAGGGCUCCACUCCCACCUCAGCCAGGUCCCUCAACAGCUGCAGUGGCCCUGAGGGGUCUCAGCUAGAUCUGCACCGGGAUUUCAUGCCCAGGACCCUCUCUGGCUAUAUGCCUGAGGAGAUCUGGAGGAAGGCUGAAGAAGCUGUGAAUGAGGUGAAGCGCCAGGCGAUGUCAGAACUACAGAAAGCCGUGUCUGAUGCAGAGCGCAAAGCCCAUGAACUCAUCACCACAGAGCGUGCCAAGAUGGAACGAGCCCUAGCUGAGGCCAAGCGGCAGGCCUCAGAGGAUGCCCUGACUGUCAUCAACCAGCAAGAGGACUCCAGUGAGAGCUGCUGGAACUGCGGGCGCAAGGCCAGUGAGACUUGUAGUGGCUGUAACGCAGCACGCUACUGUGGGUCCUUUUGUCAGCACAAGGACUGGGAGAAGCACCAUCAUGUAUGCGGCCAGAGUUUGCAGGGCCCCGCAGCUGCAGUGGCUGAUCCACUGCCUGGACAGCCUGAUGCUACUGCCAGCCCCAGCGAAGCCGGCUCAGCGGGGCCCUCUCGCCCCUGCUCUCCGGGCCCACCAGGCCCACUGGACGCUGCUGUGCCCCGCUGACCUCCAGACCCGACGCCCAGCCCAUGGACGCCAUGCCCUGCCAAUCUCCUGGCCCCACCUUGGCCUACUAGAUGCCUGGAGCUAGCCAGGUGGAGUCACUGCUGCUACUGCUUCUCUCCAAAAGAAAACACAGAUCCAACGAAACUGCAUCAAUGCAGCCUCAGCUACCUGACAAGGUCUUGCCAGGACCUCCUACAGCCUCUCUGUCUUCACAAGCAUCCUCAGAUCACUGCGGAGCUGCAGGCAGUGGCGUUGGCAGAGUAUGGCCAGCCCUGCCACUGCUUGUCCCCUCUGUGUCUGUCUCUCUGUUACUGUCUAUCUUUCUGUGUCUGCCUCUGUGUGUUUCUUGAUGUCUUGGUCUCCCUCUGUUUCCCAGCCCUGAUUCUCCCUGUGUCUCUGAUCCUGUCUUUGUCUCUGAAGCCCACAUGCUUUCUCUGUAAUCAGAGAAACCUAAUUGGUGGCUUUUAUUUUCAGUGAAGAACUUUUGGAGAUUUUGUUUUGUUUUGUUGGCAAACAAGCUACUUAGAAAUGGACAAAGAACUGUGGGGUUCUCCCCAUUCCUUAUUAGAAAGGGAAGAAACUGUGAUUUUCUAUCCAGAGCUGCUGCCUCACCCAGCCAACCCAAGGGGGAUCAGCACAUGCAGCAGAGAUGGUCAGAACAACUUCAAUUUCCAACUCAAGAAGCAUUUUUUUGUUUCAGGUUUUAUUUUAUUUCUCUUUUUUAUGUCAAAGUCUUUGGCUUUAAGUGAAAAAAAUCCAAAAAGGUUUUUUUUUGUUGUUGUUGUUUUGUUUUUAAGCAAAGGAAACAUACCUGUAAACUACCUUGCCAGCUAGCCAGCCAAGGAUGCCAGACACACCUCUCUCCAAAGGAAAUCCAAAAAGCAAACUCAAGAAAUCAAAAUCCAAAAUUUAUUUUUAUCACUGCCAAAGUAUUUUUUCAUGGUCUUUCCAUUCCUAGGUUUGUUUAGAUGUUGGUCUAUUAUUUUUGUUUUGAUUUUUUCUCAGAGGGUGUUAGGUCACUGGGAUUUGGUGGGUUGGGCCAAGAAGAAACCUUUUGUUCCUUUUUGACUAGUGGGCAGCAUCCUUGCUGGGUAAAGGGGUCAGCAGCAAGGCCACAUGACCCUCAGCACCAUGUCCAGAAGCCCCAGGCACCAUGAGCCUGAGUGUUGUGUGCCCUAGGGUCAUGUCUACGUGUCCCUGUAUGCAAGGAAGACACCUCCACCUGUCCUCACACCUUCUGUGACUCCUCAUAAUUCAUUUUCCACCUGUGGAAAAAAAGUGCUAAAGUGUUCUUCCCAGAGAGAGCACAAUUCCUAAAUGAAACUGUGACAAUCUUUUGGGUUGAUUCUUGACUGCUUUUGAAAGCAUAAGGAGACAGCAAAUCACGCUUUCUUGGUUUUCCCUCCUCUACCUCUCUGCUCUCCCAUUCCCACGCACCUCCAUCGAAGCCCUAUCUCCUAUCUCCCCAUCCCCAGUGUCUUGCUGUGGCUACCAUCAUUUCUUUCGAACUUUUACAGGAAAAAAAAAAAGGAAAAAAAAAACAAAACAAAACACAAAAGCCAGCAGCCACUCUCACCUCACCUGGAAGACUCAAGCCCAGCUGUACAUAUCCCUGUGUUGCAACCCUAAUGUUCGUCUCCAGCCCUGGGAGUGAUGGUGAUGCUUGCCCACCCACUCCAGCCCUUGCCCACCUUGCCCUUCACCCGCUCAACUCCCUCAAGGAUUCAAGGAGGAAAUGAAGGAAGGAGGCUCAUGCCUGUACCAAACAGAAAGACAGCAGACACAGUCCGGGUCUGCACCUAUGUGUGUGGCUGCAGUAAGCUGCAGGCCUAGCGUGCAAUAUGGGGGAAUUACUCCUGAUCCCUGGGCCCAAGGGGGCCCUGCCCAGAGCAAGGUGUGCAGCGUGUGUUAAUGUGAAUGUAAAUAGUCUCCACAGAGGUCCCAACCACGGCAUCAGUACCGAGGAGAUGUUUGCCAAAUAAAAAGAAAUUAAGACAAACCACAGAAGUAUGUGAAAUUUAGGAAACACUUUGGAAGGAAUCUGAGCUGUGGUCCUAUGGGCUUGUUUGGUGGCUGGUAUUUCUUCACAACUGUAAAAUUCAUUCUUUAAGAGAACAUUAUAUGGAAGGAUCCUGUUAGGCACCAUCAACUUGGUGCUACCCUGAAUGGAGCCUGACAGCAACCCUCUCUGAAGGCCAAGGUAGAUCUCAUCCUCUGGAAGGUUCUUGAGGUCACAGCCCUCCAAGUCCACAGAGAUGUAUUUUUGUGGGUUUCAGAGAAGCCAGGACACAUGGCGGCCUCCUGCCUUUCCUUCUAGUGGACCAGUUGCCCUGAGCGUCUGCCUGCGAACAUUGUCUGUGCUGGUAGAGACCCGCCUCCUGUCACAGGAAGCAUCACUGGAUUCCAUUCCCAGAUGCACCUCAUGCAAUGCUUCUUGUCUGUUACCCACAACAUGCAGCAUCAUUGGCCCUUCCAGGAGACCAGGCCAGUGGCCAUUCAUAGGAAAGAGCUCUGGGUGGCAGUAGGUGGUGAGCACCAUGUUUGUGUGGGAAAAUAAAGCUAGGCCUUCAGGUUGUACUUAAGAGCUGUAUAGUCUCUAGCAGUCUGGGCCAGGAGUCCUGAGGUGGCUUCCCUGAUGACCCAUGUCCCUGGUGUCAGGACUUGAGAGGGCCUGCACAUAUGUGGUCCAGCCAUUCUGAGGUAGGUCAUAGAGGGUCCCUUACCGGAAAGCCCACCAAUUUGCUUUAGCUUCCCAUACCUCCUUCCCUACCACCCUUAUCUACCUUUUAGGAAUAAGAAGACCCACCAGGGACAACAAAAUGCUGCCCAGCCAAAUUAGCCUCCAUGAACCAGGUCACAUAUUUAGGGUUCAGCAGAGACUCCUACCUACAUCCUAGCUGUCAGAUGCCAUUUGAUCACAGUGAGUCCCUUGUGUGUAAGAUUUGGCCAGCAGCUGUAGACACCCAGGAUGAAGGGCCAGCCAGCUGAUAGGAAGAGCUCAGCAGUCAAGGCAACUGCAGAAUCAGGGUGGCAGUAAGGUGGGGGUGGGGAGGGCUAAGUGAGGAAAAGCUGGAAACGGCAGGAGGGAAUCCCAGGCAUACUGCUAAAUUCUGGCUGGAUGUCAGCAGUGUCACCUGAGGCAAGGGGGGUGGGGUCCUGAAUCAGGUGCAGAGAGGCCCUGGAAAAGCUGUGGGUGCUGUGGUCAGGCUUCAGCCACCAAAAGCAGAACCAAACAACCUCAAAGCUUUGAAAAGAGCAGGGUCCAUGGGAAUAAUUUGUUGGGAGGUACACCCUGGGUGGCCAUAACCAUGGCAUGCUCCUUGGUUUCAGCCUGCAGUCUGCUUGGGGCUCUACAGAGAGCUGGAGGAGGGUGAUACCCCAACCCUGACUCCUGCUGAGAGCCCCUCCUGCUACCUUCUCCAGUUCACAAACCAUGGACCCAAGAACAACUGCCAGGUCCUGCCUCCUGGUAGCCACAGACAAACAUGAACCAAACCCCUACAGGAUAUGGCUUUCACAGAGUCUUGCUCCCCAAAAACCCAAACAAAAUGCAACUUUAUUUCCUGUUCUGAGGCCAAAGCUAAACCAGGAAGGCUGAGUACGGAGGGCAGGUGGCAGACAGGACUCUCCAACCCCCAAGGCCCAGCCUAGAUCCUGUGUCAUGACCGUAUGACUUGUCAUAUGUCCUGCCUCUCCCACCCUUCCUCUUAUCUCCUUGCCCAUUCCUGCCCCAAACUCAGACUGGCCUCUCUCCAGUCUGCUGCCUAAGGGCUGCCUAAGAGGAUUCUUUCCAGCUCAGUCCCAAGACCUGCACAGGAACAGAGGCCAUUGGCUCUCCUCCCACAUAUGGGAGGUGUAUAGGAGGAGCAGGCUGGAUUAUACCACAGCUUAGGUCCUGUUGCCUGAUGGGUGCCAGCCCCCAGAAGGAAUCAGUCAACAGGGACAUCUGUCAGAAGACCUGAGAAGGUCAUUGAUGAUGGAGGGCAGAAUAGGAAGCAGGGCCAUGGGCAGUGCUAUCUCAAAGCCACAGUGGACAGAGAGCAGGAUGGCCCCCAAAGUUCUCUUUUUAGUUUUUCCAAAUAAAUCAUUAGGCUGACACCAAAGUAUCAUCUCUGGCAUCUGUCCAUUACUGUGUUCUUCAGCCUAACCACAAUGAUAGAUUGACACUUUCCUGAGUCCACCUUUCUGACUUACCCAGCCAUCUUCCCAUGAACCCAUACGCCUCUACCCAUUCAUCUUUCUCCACCUACCCUUCCAUCUAACUUCCCCAUUAUCUACCUUCACCCACCUGUUCUCCAUCUAUCAUCAUCCAUCUGCUCAUCUCUCUGUCCACACCAUCUAAACUGUCUACCCCACCAUCCCAACAUACCAUCCUUGUGUCUGUCUGUCUUCCAGUCCCACCCACACAGCCAUCCACAGAUCCAUCUUUUCUGUCAUCUCCCUACCCACUAUACUCAGAGUAGUAUCAGCAUCCUCUGUGUACCAAAGACACUAGGUCCUCCCCUGCACUCUACUCUGCUUGCCCUGAACUGGCCAGGGGUGCCCUAAGAAUAUUCACCCAUGAGGCAACAGCUCUCAGUGCUCUGCCCCACCACGGCCUGCUUUAGACACCUCCAGAAGUAUGAGUUCCAACCGCAGGCAUUGUGAACAGCUUGGGCAAGUUCUUAUGGCAGCUGUGACACAUCUGGACGUUCUUGGGAAGAGAAGGUACCAAGAAUGUAUGCUGGGAGAAGGUCUAUACAGCUCUGGAAUGCUGUGUUAGGCAACUGUAUUCCCUGAAAGUAGAGGCAGUCCUUGACUCCAGGAGUCUGCCGAGAAGAGGGAAUCUCUGAAGAAAAGAGCAAGCCAAUGCUGACCUCCCUUGAGACAACAGUACUCUUAGGGCCUUGUUCCUCGGGACACUUAGGUAUAAUUCCCAUCUUGUAAGGAUCCCGUGUAGCUCAGAGUCGAACCUGUCUAGUCUUCCCUUACUGGAUCCAUUGAUGGUAAGGGGAAUUUGCCAGGUAUUUGGGACUAUCCACAGGCUCCCCUGAUAACUCAUUGCUCUUCCUGAAGCUCCUACCAUGUAGAGAAGUUUCUGAAAUGAGCCUGGGGAGAGAUCCCUGAGUUACCAUCAUGUUGGCAAGAGGAAGAGAAGAUAGAGAAACUGGAGGUGAGCGGGUUCAGGGGAACCAUCUACUCACUCCUGUAGGUGGCUUACAGACAAAGCUCAGGAAAGUUUGUCAACAAUGUGCAUAAGUCCCCAAAUUCUAGAAUACUCUAUCUUGUUUUCUGUUCCUUUCCUUUCAGUUCAGCUGGCCCUUAGAGUAGCAACCCAGACUGGGGAACGGGAAUGCGGCAUCUGACUCAAAAGUGCAGCCUACUCAACAUAUCCUCAAAGGAACAGGCCUGGCUCCCAUCCAGACAAGGCCCAGCAGCCCUCAGCUCACACCAUAACUGGGAGGAGCCAAGGGUCAGGCCAAGCACAGCCACACACAGCCUGCCCGGGAACCAUUGCUUUUCCAUUUCUUUUCCUCCUGCAGGAGUUGGGAGGAGAGUACUGGAUGUUUUCUUCAUGAAAAGCUGUGGUCCACAGCCCUCCAUGUCUGGGUGCUGUGUCAUACCACCCACUGCUAUCUUCUGCUGUCCUGUAUGUCUGCCCUGUGGGCCAUGGACACGAUGAUCAGGUUAAUCACAUCUGUGUAAUAAAGUGAACGUUUGCUAUGA
Molecule: messenger RNA, 8031 nt
Organism: Phodopus roborovskii (desert hamster)
Lineage: Eukaryota; Metazoa; Chordata; Mammalia; Rodentia; Cricetidae
Gene: Cbfa2t3
Product: CBFA2/RUNX1 partner transcriptional co-repressor 3
Exons: 12
Coding region: 556-2325 (589 amino acids)
Biological process (GO): negative regulation of DNA-templated transcription; DNA-templated transcription
Cellular component (GO): nucleus
Molecular function (GO): transcription corepressor activity
Source: RefSeq, a predicted model, not a curated record